UUAGUUGAAGAAAUUUUAAUCGUGUCUCUGCUGCAUUAGAGGGAAUGAUAAUGAUUUUGUAACAUUGUGUCAGACUAAAUUCAAGAUCGAUUCGAGCUAUCUUUUAUUUUCACAAUAUGAUGUAGUCAGGGACUUGUAUCCUCUUCCCCUAAAUCUCGUUUGUCCUUCCUUUUGAAUGCAGGGAUGACAAAGAUGGACAAGAAUAGGAAAAAAUCUAGAGGACAUAGUUCUCGAGAGCCUACGGAUAUGCAGGACCAAGAGAUGGAUAUAAGGAAGAUUAUGAAAGAUGUUGAAAAUUUUAGUUACUCACAUAUGACAUGGAAAGAACGCAAGAAGAUUGAAGAUAGAAAAAUUGUUUCUCUUUGUGGAAAGGCCCCCAAGAAUCAGAGAUUACCUUUAAGUGUGGCUCGACCAAUGAUGAAGAAACAAAAAGAGAGGGAGCAAAAAAUGCUCCAAGAGCGUUUGAUUAUGGGACAAUUUGGGGGAAAGCUUGGUGGUAGCAGUAAAAGAUCAGCUGUAAAGCACAAGCCAGAAAACAAGGGUUUGAAGUUGAGUGAAGGUCAUUUUAGAAAUGGCAUACUCAACGUGAAGCAUUUGUUGAAUUCAGCACCAUCAAGAGAUCGUGAAACUGGAACAUGGAAAGGUAAAGGUGGUAACAAGAAACAGGGUAAUAAAGGUGCCGGUAAGAAGCAGCGUUCAGCAAAUCCUUUUUGAUUAAGGUUAUAAAUCUAACAUGGUCCUGGUGUAAGCCUUUGCAUAGUACACUAGAAUAGAACAGAACAGUGCAACAUGACAAUGAUGUCUUGUGUUGUAAUUUAAAACUGAAUAACAUCUUGUGUCUUGUUUUCCGUUUUUGUGCUUAUCUUCCAUGAAGUACUAUGAAAUAUAAUAUUAAGAACAGAUAAUAGCUGUUUUUUCCUUACA
This is a messenger RNA of Vigna unguiculata (cowpea), 924 nucleotides long. RefSeq lists its product as uncharacterized. Lineage: Eukaryota; Viridiplantae; Streptophyta; Magnoliopsida; Fabales; Fabaceae. The record is from RefSeq and is a predicted model, not a curated record. Gene Ontology annotation, biological process: maturation of SSU-rRNA from tricistronic rRNA transcript (SSU-rRNA, 5.8S rRNA, LSU-rRNA). Gene Ontology annotation, cellular component: nucleolus.